AUGCGGCCACUGCAGAGGCUGAGAGUUCCAAUUCGGAGAGUCGACGCUCUGCCAGCCUCUCGCCGGACGUUUGCGACGGCAGUAGAUGCGCCUGCAAAUGGACGAGAACGCGUCGUGAUACUUGGAUCUGGCUGGGCAGGCUAUGUCCUUUCUAAGAGGCUCGAUACCCGCAAAUUUGCCCCGCUCGUCGUCUCUCCCAGGUCAUACUUUGUCUUCACUCCCCUCUUGAACGACGCUGCUGUUGGUACCCUUGAGUUCCGAACAGCACUCGAACCAGUCCGCCGCAAGAACUCAGGCGUCAGCUUCUUACAAGGGUGGGCGGACGACGUCGAUUUCGCCGAGAAGACCGUCACAGUCGAACCGAGUGCUCUAGAUCCAGAUGUGGGUCAUGCGCUGACCGGCGAGCGGCAGGGGAACCGCUCCAUACAGCCUGAAGGUCGUACCGUACCGACCUUCAAAGUCGGCUAUGACAGGCUUAUCAUCGCUGUGGGCUGCUACAGUCAGACUUUUGGUACCAAGGGUGUCAGAGAGAAUGCCAUGUUCUUGAAGGAUGUCGGAGAUGCUCGAAAGAUCAGGCGGCGGAUCCUGGAGCUGUUUGAGAUGGCCGUGCUACCUACCACGAGUGAAAAGGUCAAACAGGACCUGCUACACUUUGCUAUCGUAGGAGGUGGCCCUACUGGCAUGGAAUUUGCUGCUCAACUAUGGGACCUUGUCCAUCAAGAUCUGUGGAAGCUUUACCCUGGCCUCACUGACUAUGUCAGGAUAUCUCUUUACGAUGUGGCGCCAAAGGUCCUCCCAAUGUUUGAUGCCUCUCUUGCCGAUUAUGCUGUCAGAAACUACAAACGUCAAGGCAUUGAGAUCAAGACCUCCCAUCACGUCGAAGAACUCAGACAAGGCUUUCCCAAUCAAGUAACCGACCAUCCUGAAGACAGAAUGAAAGGCGGGGUCUACACUCUGCGAACCAGGGAAGAGGGAGACAUUGGCGUUGGCAUGUGCGUAUGGAGCACGGGAAAUAUGAUGAAUCCCUUUGUCCGAAAAGCUCUAAACACAGUGCACAAAUACCCGUCCAAGUCGGCCGAAAUAACGACCGGCGAAACCAAGCUUGCAGAUCAAAAACAAUGGAUCAUCGAACGAGACGCCAAAAGCGGAUCCAUCCUUGUUGACGACCGCCUCCGAGUCCAGAUCCAAACCCAAUACAAGGACCGCGAAGCCUUCAUGAAAGAUGUCUAUUGCCUCGGCGACGUGGCCCGGCUUGCUUCUGGCCCCCUUCCCGCUACCGCGCAAGUCGCCAACCAGCAAGCACUCUGGCUAGCCAAGAGACUCAACAAGGGUGAUCUUGACACACAGACUUUCGGUUUCCACAAUCUGGGCGUCAUGACUUAUAUUGGCAAUGCGAAGGCCCUCUUUCAAGGUGGGUAUACCAAUCGUGAAGGUAAAGCCAAGGGACUUAAAGGAUGGCUGGCGUAUUUGCUUUGGCGUGGAGCGUACUUGACCAUGACGUUGAGCUGGAGGAACAAGAUACUCGUGCCGAUGUAUUGGAUGGUGAAUCGUGUUUUUGGCCGGGACAUUACGAGGUUUUAG
This is a messenger RNA of Endocarpon pusillum Z07020, 1581 nucleotides long. RefSeq lists its product as uncharacterized. NCBI's taxonomy places the organism in Eukaryota, Fungi, Ascomycota, Eurotiomycetes, Verrucariales, Verrucariaceae. Bases 1 to 1581 code for a protein of 526 amino acids. The transcript is spliced from 2 exons. Gene Ontology annotation, molecular function: NADH dehydrogenase activity. The record is from RefSeq and is a predicted model, not a curated record.